CCAGCUCUAUCUCUUCCUCUUCCCGUCUCACUCCGUGUGUCCUGUCCAAACACACACUGCUGUGCGGUAUUCCGCACCUCCGUGGGAGAAAACAAUGGGGGUAAUUUGCGGCCGUGAAUGGCGCUGUAUCUAGAGCACUCUGGUUCCUGUGUGGGUCUCGCCGAACAGUCGGGCCUUUGGAGCCGACAUCAGCUGUAGGACGUCAGAGGAUAUUUAGCUGGGGGAGAGGAGAGGUUGCAGUCAAGAGCUGUCGUUUGAGACAGGAGGGUUAGAUGAAUGAGAUUGAGAAAGAUGUUUGUUAUUUGAAGCUUGGAAGUCUAAAAUGUUUAGCAAUGAGGCUUUUAAGGGUUAAGCAGAAUUGGGCGAGUAGUCUCGUUUGAUUCUAGGUAAUACCUAACGAUGAACAGAGGAUUAGGCAUGUAAGAAAAGGAAGUUUGUGUUUUGCAAGUACAGAUCUGUUUUUGAUACCUUGGAUUAAGAAAAUUAUAUGAGAGUGCUUACACUGCACACACUGAGCAGCUUUAUUGAGGAUACAAUCUUUGGUGUACUAUUUGUUGACAUCGUGAACAGUUUGGCAAAGAGUUAAAGUAGGAAACAGUUUUAGUUGUCAGCUCAUUUGUGAUGUUGGCUUAGAGCGGUGGCACUCGGAGGGGUUAGCAGCUGAAUAAAUGAAGACAUGGGACAAAUAGCAGUGUGUCGCUUUCAAGAGUUGCUGGGCUCCAACAAGAAACUCAACAUCAAUUACCAGGACUCAGACGGCUUCUCUGCGCUGCACCAUGCUGCUCUGACGGGCACUACUGAGCUGCUGUCACUGCUGUUGGACUCCCAAGCCACGGUGGACAUCAAGGACAUCAACGGCAUGCGUCCUCUGCACUAUGCGGCGUGGCAGGGAAAAUCCGACUCUGUUUUACUGCUGCUGAGAGGGGCUGCUUCAGUCAACGCUCCUUCGCAUGACGGACAGAUACCCUUACAUCUCUCUGCGCAGUAUGGACAUUACGAGGUGUCUGAGAUGCUGCUGCAGCACCAGUCUAAUCCCUGCCUCAUGAACAAGGCGAAGAAGACUCCUCUGGAUUUGGCCUGCGAGUUUGGCCGACUCAAGGUGGCUCAGCUGCUGCUCAGCAGUAACAUGGUGUCAGCGCUCUUAGAAGGAGAGAGAGGGAACGACAGUCUGGAUUCCCCCUCCACCACUCCCCUCCACCUGGCAGCCAGGAACGGACACAAAGACGUAAUCAAGUUGCUGCUUAAAGCCGGCAUCGACAUCAACAGAGCCACCAAAGCGGGGACCGCUCUGCACGAGGCCGCCCUCUACGGCAAGACGGAAGUAGUGCGGCUGCUGCUCGAUGCAGGGAUCAACGUGAACCUGCGCAACACGUACAACCAGACAGCUCUGGAUAUCGUCAACCAGUUCACCACUUCCACGGCCAGCAGAGACAUCAAGCAGCUGCUAAGAGAAGCGUCCAGUUCCCUCCAAGUCAGAGCAGUGAAGGACUACUGGAAUCUCCAUGACCCCACUGCGCUCAACCUGCGUGCUGGGGAUCUUAUUAUGGUCCUGGAGCAGCACUCAGACGGCCGCUGGAAAGGCCACAUCCAUGACAGUCAGCGGGGGACCGACAGGGUGGGCUUCUUCCCGCCUUCAGUGGUGGAGGUCCUCAGCAGGAGAGCAGGGGGCGCUCUCUCCCGCCAAGGCUCAAUGCCAUCCCAGAGACCACAUCCUGCAUCCAGACCUCCUCCCUCAGGCCCCGCCCCUCAGACAGAUGACUCAUACAUCCUCGGCUAUGACCCCGCAGGUGCUUCACCGGCCAGUCAGUUCUCAGCCCCAGCAACCCCCCCUCAGGACAUUUGGGUCCUAAGGAGCUCUCCCACUGGCGACAGGAACAGUGUUGGUAGCACAGGCAGUGUGGGCAGCAGCCGCAGCGCCGGCAGCGGCCAGAGCUCGGAGAGCGGCCGCAAGCAGAACGGGACUCACAUCCGCCACCACCCUGACGCUGGCAAGAUGGCUCCCUCUGCAGGUGAAACUAGAGAACAGGUCCACAGUACAGCAGCUGACCAAAGAAAUGGUGGUUCUCGCCAACAGGCCAACAGCACUCCUCAGAAAGGCUUCAUCAGACCAGAGCAGCUUCUGGAGGGCAAGGACUCUGAAGCUAUCUACCAGUGGUUGUGUGAGUUCCAGUUGGAGCAGUACACUUCCAACUUCAUCAGAGCGGGAUACGAUGUACCUACCAUCAGCAGGAUGACUCCUGAGGAUCUCACUGCUAUCGGUGUGACCAAGCCGGGCCACAGAAAGAAGAUCUCAUCAGAGAUCAGCAAGCUGAGCAUCCCCGAGUGGCUGCCAGAUUACAUUCCCUCGGACUUGGGGGAGUGGCUAAGCGUGAUUGGGCUGCCUCAGUACCAAAAGAGAUUGUGUGACAAUGGCUACGACUCCAUUGCGAUCGUUAAGGACAUCACCUGGGAGGACCUACAAGAAAUAGGGAUCACCAAACUGGGCCAUCAGAAGAAGCUAAUGUUGGCUGUGAAACGACUCUGUGACCUGCAGCGCUCUCGUAAUCAGGUUGAUAGGACAGGAGAGGGAACUCUCAGGAGAAAGCCAACGGCUGCGCUAGAGCUGGUGGCUAUCGAACACACACCAACGCACAUCGUUCACUCUCAUGGACACUCCGAUGCCCCAUCUGAAAACUGCUGCCCUUCCCCUCGCACCCCCAGGGCUCUCCUCUCCUUUCAGGAUUGCGAGCUGAGUGCAGAGCUGCAGAGCGCUAUGAUGGGCAAGGUGGGGGGAUCGGCGUCGGAGGCUUUCGGCAUGAGAGGAGUGCCCCCCUCUGCUGUCAUAGCUGCUAUGUCUGUCAGUCAAGAAAGUAUAAGCAGGCGUUCGCGGGGCUCAGGGAGGUCGGGAAAUUCAAAUUCGGGAAAUUCCCAUGAUCACCAAACGACACCGUGUUCUAGCAGAACGUCUUGUAGGCCUGAGGAGAAACUGGGUACUGGGGGAGUGGAGGAGGCCAAGAACAGCCAAAGCAGCCCUGGAGGUAGAAGUAAGCAGAUGUCUGCUGAGAUGUGGGACCAUCAGAGUUGGGCUGGUGUCCCAGAGAAACACCCUUUCUCCACCGUAACACCUCCGCUAACCCCAAGCAAGAUGCCCCGCUUUGCUUGCCCCGCAGUUCCACCCAAGUCCAAACACCUGCAGUCCCCCAACCGCCUCUAUCAACCUCAGUACCACCCCCACCACCAGCCUCCCUCUUCUCCAUCAUCGCCAUCCCCACAACCCUCUCCCACAAAGAAGUACUUCAAUCACCUGCAGGCUCAGGCAGGAGCUGUCAACGGCCCUCCACGAGUACUUUCUAAACCCCUGCCUGGAGCCAUCCCUGUGCUUAGAUCCCCACCCACACAGGUCCAAGGGGACGACACUCGGAGAGGGUCACAAAAUAAGCGCAGCCAAAGUUUGACUCGCUACGCUCUGUCCGACGGAGAGCCAGAUGAGGACGAUGACCUCCCUCUUCCCUCUUCCUCAGCUUCUUCCGUAACCAUGCCGCCCUACGCCACUCUGUCUCGCAGGCCGGGACGUGCCUCAGGACCCCCACGUCAAGUCAACCGCAGCCACUCCUUCGCUGUGCGCUCUCGACACAAAGGUCCGCCUCCCCCGCCGCCCAAGAGGAUGAGCUCAGUGAGUGGCAGUCCCACAAGACAGCAUAGCGAGUCAGGCAGGAAGGCAGCAGAGCCAGAGUUGAAGGCCGGGGUAGAGACAGAUAGUGCAGGCAGUGUGAGGAGCAUCGCUGCCAAGCUAGAAGGCAGCAGCAGUUGCAGCAGCCCAUCGAGGAGGAUAGACAUACCACCGACCUAUGUUCACGUUUCACCUGUUCCCAGCCCAGUUUCCUCUUCCUCACCAAUCGCUUAUGGAUUACCAUCGCAUAUUAUUCUACAGCAUUCCAAACCUGUCCCUGCUUUGGGUUUGGGAGGCUUAAGGAGGGUAGGAAGUGAGAGGACAGAAGGCGAUACUGACAGACACAGAGGUGGAAGUACAGAGGAAACAGUUGAAGAGAAACUGAAAGCAAGAAAAAGUGAAAAACUAUCUAGGAGUUCUUCUGUGUCACCAAAGACCAAUUCUGGGAACCAUCUACCAUUCGCCGAAGAAGGCAAUCUUACUAUCAAACAACGACCCAGGAUAGCCAUUGUUACCCAGGCAGACACAGACACUAGGUCUCCAACAGAUAGUCCAGUUCAGACCCAGAACAGCUUGGAGCCUCCGGAGUUCAACCUGAAAGAGUCUGAUACUGUAAAAAGACGGCACAAACCCAAAGACAAAGGUGCUUCCACACCAGAAGAGGCUACUACUCCCAACCAAGAGGAAGACCACCUGCUGCUUACCAGUCCACACACACAUGUUGAAGUCAGAGGUGUAAAUAAAGGAGAGGCAGAGACACCAGGGAAUGCUUUCCUUAGAGUUGGCUCGGUGGGCAAAGGUUCAAAACCUACUGUAUCCUCAAAACCUUCCACUCCUCUAAAACAAACCCCUAACGGCAGUCUAGUGAGCCCUCAAAAAAUUGAUCCGACGGCACGGGUUACCGCGCAAACAGCCAUUCCAAAUUUGACCAGUGUGCAGAUACACACUGUCUCUCCAAAACUGAGCGGCAGCUUUCACAUCCAGACAAGCAUGCAGAGCCCUAAGCCCGUUGCGCAUUUACAGACAGUUGGGUCCAAGCCGGACUGUCCGCUGAAAGCCACUGCUCUGCCUGCAUCAAUGCUCUCUCCGUCCAAUGCAACGCCCAUUUCAGCAGGAGGAACAAAUCUCCAGAUAAUCCAAAGCGUCUGUUUUCCUGCUCCAUCCUCCACGACACUGAGCUCCUACUCCCCUAACUCGGCCUCGUCAGGUCAGUCAAGGAAAUCGGGGGGAUCUCUGUCUGGUGUAGCAGGUCUGGAGGUUCUGGCCCAGAAGAGACUGGAGCAAACCAGUACGUCACUAGAGGCUGCUCUCAAAGUGGUGGAAAACGAACUCGCACAUGGCAGCAGUGUGGAUGGCUGCAGUAGCAGCAGUUCGGUGAAGGCAGCUGGGAAUAUUCUGGACGACAUCGGCAACAUGUUUGACGACCUGGCGGACCAGCUGGAUGCCAUGUUGGAGUGACGCCCCGGCCUACCUGCUUCUUCCAAAACCAGCCACAGAUGAAACGGCUGAAGCUCGGCACCUGUGAUGCACCUUGGACAUGCAGACUCCUCCUCAGGCCCUCUGGAUGGAUCAGUGAGAGGCACGUCUGAGGAUUUUCCAGCACAAUAUUGUCCUGUUUUUUUUUUUUUUUCUUUUUGAUUUUAAACCCCAGCACUUGGCCUCAGGACACACAUUUGGGAAUGUUCCUGGAUGGACAACAAACAGUAGCAUGAAAGAUCAGCCUGUAGAUAUCUGCUCAGUGUGCGAUGACUUGAGGAAAAAGCUGGUCCAUCGUACAUGUAAAUACAGAGAAAAAUCUGAUGGUGGCGCUCUGUCACAUCUCUUUAUACGGAAUAUUUUAACCUAGAGUUAUAUUUAUACUGGUAAUGUUUUUUUUUUAACAAUAAUGACUGAAUUAGUGUACAUAGUUAUAUGUAUAUUUUGCAGCUUUAUGUCAGUAGCACGUUCGAUGCAUUGACAGAAGCUAGUUUUAACAUGUUUUUACCAAACUGUCGGUGAACAAAUCACUGGACUUCUCUGAACUGACAGCUGGGAUUAGUCACAGCUCGCUUCAGGGUGCUAAGACGAUAACGCACCGUUAACCAGCGGCUUCCAAAUAAAACGGGUAACACCCAUGUAUUACUUCUUCUUACAUUUCAGACGAGGUCAGUGUGUUUCUUAGCAGGCAGGGAAUGUUCUGUGUUUCACAAAAACUGUGGGAGUCUGUGUACCUGUGGGUGCCUGGAUUGUGACUAAAUUAUUUUAGUAGAGAAAAACGUUUUGUUUUCUUAUAAGUAAGGUGUUCAGCUGUGUGUAUUCUGAGAUUUUUUCCCAAGUCUUCUGAUGAAAAUAGUUUCCUCAAACUGAUUGUGCUUCAUGCCAUGUCAGUCCCGCAAAAUGAAUUUCUCGCGUCCACAUUUGAAGUUUUUGUCACGCCGCUGUUUACAUUCCAGCCAACAUGUGGCGCUGAGGCUGCAGAUACCUUUGAGUUGGAGUAGUUCUCGUCACAGAGAACAGAAUAACUCUUUUCAUGCAAAAUUAUUAGCUUCAUUUAUUGUGACUGAGACCAACAGGAAUGUAAUUCAGAGUUCAGCACCUUAAUUGCUCAACGUGGGAAAGGUAUCUGUUGCAACUACCAUUAAAAUCAGCAAUCUCCAUCAAAACACACCAUCCAAAAGUUAGUCGCUACCCUUUCUGACAACUCGUCCACUUUGCUGUUAAUACUCAUUGGGACUGGCUUUAUCAACCAUUUCAGGUUGAGCUUUCUUGUGUGUUUGCAGAUCAGAAAGGCAGAUUAAAGAGUAAUUAUUUUCAUUUUUGUACCAUAAUAUAUAUUUUUUUAGUUUGUGGUCAGCAAAGUUUUGUGGUUCUAUAUAGUUAAAAAUUUUCAUAAGUCUAAAAAAAACCAAUUAAAACAUGUUACAGGUUAAUAGCAUUAUUUCACAAAUACUUCAUUAUGUGUCAAUAUUUAAAUCCUGGGACAUGCUGGAUAUUUAUUUGUCUUCAGUUUCUCCAUCUGCUGAUAAAAGAUUCCAAGUUUUGUUUUUGCUCCAUUAUUAUGGCAAAUAUCCCAAUUAUCACCAAAUUACACCUGGAUUUAUAGAAGACAUUGUGUUAGGAGGACACUUUGUUCAUGGCAAUGUUCGUUAGGCAACCUCUGGGCCAAAAGGUUCCCCGACACGUGGAUUGGUUUAGCAUUUAGCGAAAACUGCUGUUCACAAGGAUCUGCACUGGUGGCAAAAUAAUUUUGAGAAUCUUGGGUGUCCUGAAUUCUUCACCACUACAAAACAUUUCAUUUUAAAAAACCUGGUGAAAACUAUUUUUUUCCCCAGGUGUGUCACUGAAAGAUGCCUUUGUGCAUUU
This is a messenger RNA of Xiphophorus hellerii (green swordtail), 6991 nucleotides long. It is a transcript of the gene caskin2a, whose product is annotated as CASK interacting protein 2. Gene Ontology annotation, molecular function: protein binding. The record is from RefSeq and is a predicted model, not a curated record. NCBI's taxonomy places the organism in Eukaryota, Metazoa, Chordata, Actinopteri, Cyprinodontiformes, Poeciliidae. Bases 677 to 5107 code for a protein of 1476 amino acids. The transcript is spliced from 21 exons.